Lindgomyces ingoldianus is the source of this 1083-nucleotide messenger RNA. Its product is annotated as poly-binding protein 4. Bases 1 to 1083 code for a protein of 360 amino acids. The transcript is spliced from 2 exons. Gene Ontology annotation, cellular component: cytoplasm; nucleus. Gene Ontology annotation, molecular function: mRNA 3'-UTR AU-rich region binding. Gene Ontology annotation, biological process: 3'-UTR-mediated mRNA stabilization. Lineage: Eukaryota; Fungi; Ascomycota; Dothideomycetes; Pleosporales; Lindgomycetaceae. The record is from RefSeq and is a predicted model, not a curated record.
AUGUCCGCCGAGGAGCACCAGCAAUCCUCUCAGGAUGUCGGCCGCAUCACUGAAUCAUUUGACAAAUUCGGCGUCAGCGAUGGCGGUGACGCUGUACCGCGAACCGAAGAAGAGUAUGCCGAAGCGCAACUGACCCUGCGCGCCAUUGUCUCUUCCAAAGAAGCCGGUGUUAUCAUAGGAAAGGCGGGAAAGAACGUUGCUGACCUACGCGACGAGACUGGUGUUCGCGCGGGCGUCAGUAAGGUCGUCCAGGGGGUCCACGACCGCGUGCUCUCCGUUACUGGCUCGCUCCAGGGCAUCUCCAAGGCAUAUGGACUCGUCGCCAAAGGACUUCUGGAAGGUGCACCCCAGAUGGGCAUGGGUGGUCUGAUUCGGAGCGAUGGCACCCAUCCCAUCCGCCUCCUCAUCUCACACAACCAGAUGGGCACUAUCAUUGGCCGACAGGGCUUGAAGAUCAAGCAGAUUCAGGACACGUCUGGCGUACGGAUGGUGGCGCAAAAGGAGAUGCUGCCCCAAUCCACCGAGCGUAUCGUCGAAGUCCAAGGCUCCCCGCAGGGCAUCGAGAAGGCCGUCUGGGAAAUCGGCAAGUGCUUGAUUGAUGACUCUGAACGUGGCUAUGGUACUGUCCUGUACAACCCCGCUUCCAGGGUCCAACCGGGUGGUGGCCCAUUGUCAAAUGGUGGAAGCGGCGCCGCAUUGGGAGGUGGACGUUCCUACAACCGCACCGGUCAUGGUGCCGACUUCAGUGAUGCACCGCCGACAUAUAAUCGACGAUCUGGAUCCGAUGCCGCCAGUCGACCCCCGCCGCCUACUCACACCGAAGACGGCGAGGAGAUGCAGACGCAAAACAUCAGUAUUCCCUCGGACAUGGUCGGCUGUAUCAUCGGACGCGGAGGAAGCAAGAUUAGCGAAAUCCGCAAGAGUUCCGGCGCUCGCAUCUCCAUCGCCAAAGCCCCCCAUGACGAAUCGGGCGAGCGCAUGUUUACAAUUACUGGCAGUGCCAGUAGCAACGAAAAGGCUUUGUACUUGUUGUACGAGAAUCUGGAGGCGGAGAAGAUGCGCCGCAGCCAGUCUCAGGACUAG